Molecule: messenger RNA, 2711 nt
Organism: Dryobates pubescens (Downy woodpecker)
Lineage: Eukaryota; Metazoa; Chordata; Aves; Piciformes; Picidae
Product: putative P2Y purinoceptor 10
Exons: 2
Coding region: 577-1692 (371 amino acids)
Biological process (GO): positive regulation of Rho protein signal transduction; phospholipase C-activating G protein-coupled receptor signaling pathway
Cellular component (GO): membrane
Molecular function (GO): G protein-coupled receptor activity
Source: RefSeq, a predicted model, not a curated record
UCCAAGGCAAGGCAGGAAAAUUCCUGCCUUCCACUAACGCACGCUGGACCGCUUUCAGUUUUCCUUCAGCAAGCAUUUACUGGAAGGCUUUUGCUUCUGUAUGUUGCAGUUUUAGCAAGGAAAGGCUGAGUGGCUGUGGAUAAAAGCAGAAGCAGCUCAGCCGAGGAACACCACCACCUCACACACAACUGCUGUGCAGAAAAGGAGGGAAGAGAUCCACGCCCGAGGUCUCGCUCGGAGGGGCAGUUGGCUCCCACGACGUCAUCGCCUUCCCAGUUGUUUUAACGUCAUUAGCUGCACACAUUUUGUGUGCCCAGGAGAAGGGAAAUACAGGAUUUCCUGUUCUGCAGCCACUCCACUGGGCUGCAGAUGCCGGCAGGAUUCCAGCGCUCCCAAACCAUGUGGAAGUUUAACGAGGAGUCGCUGGGGCUGCUGAGAAAACCCCUCGGAAGGCAAGGCAGCAAGCUCUCCUCUCCUGCUCCCUAGCAUGGAUGUUACCCCUCCAAAGGAUGGCACUCACAGCAAGGCACCCUCUGUCCACCUUAGCUGCCCCAUGAGCGAGGAGACUCAGCCAAGAUGGAGAGCAAUGUGUCCUCCGGGAACUGCACCGGCCCUCAGAUGUCCUUCCAGUCCACCCUGUACGCCACCACGUACACCCUCAUCUUCAUCCCCGGCCUGCUGGCCAACAGCGCUGCCCUCUGGGUCCUGUGCCGCUUCAUCAGCAAGAAGAGCAAAGCCAUCAUCUUCAUGAUCAACCUGGCCGUGGCCGACCUGGCUCACGUCCUCUCGCUGCCCCUGCGGAUGUAUUACUACAUAAACCGCAGCUGGCCCUUCGGAAGCUUCCUCUGCCAGGUGUGCUUCUACCUGAAGUACCUCAACAUGUACGCCAGCAUCUGCUUCCUCACCUGCAUCAGCAUCCAGCGGUACCUCUUCCUCCUCCACCCCUUCCGAGCCAAGGGCUGGAAGCGGCGGUACGACGCGGCCAUCAGCGCCGCCGUCUGGCUCUUCGUGGGGGCGGCCUGCCUGCCCCUGCUGGUGGUGAGGAGCCCGGCCCUGUCCAACAGCACCGACGCCUGCUUCUCGGACCUGGGGGUGAAGCAGCUGAGCCCAGGGGCUUCCAUCGCUCUGGUAACGGUGGCGGAGCUGUUCGGGUUUGUCAUGCCCUUCGGCAUCAUCGCCUGCUGCACCUGGAAGAUGUGGCAGUCGCUGCGGGAGGGCCCCACGCAGCUGCAGAACGCCAGCGAGAAGCAGAAGGCUCUGCGCAUGGUCCUGAUGUGCGCGGCCGUCUUCUUCAUCUGCUUCACCCCCUACCACAUCAACUUCCCUUUCUUCAUGAUGGUGAUCGAGAACAUCAUCCAGGACUGCGCCGUGCACAGGAGCACGCUGCGCUUCCACCCCAUCUCCCUCUGCCUGGCGAGCCUCAACUCCUGCCUGGAUCCCGUCCUCUACUACUUCAUGACCUCCGAGUUCCAGGACCAGCUGCUGCGGCACAGCUGCGCGGCGCUGCGCGCUCGCUUCCCGCGCCGGGGGAGCAGCCUCUCCGUGGCCGAAAUCGGGCACAGCAUCCGCAUGAAGAGGAGAAACCUUCGGCCCUUCAAGUUCUGGUCCCUUCCCAAGUUCUUCAGCAGAAUAAACAGCAGGGAAAUCCCUCCCGUGCCACCCGACGAGCUUCUGCUGGAGUCCAUCUCCUGAAACCACGCAGGGGCUUCUCCUAGCUGGAGUGAAGAUCGUGUUAGGUCUCCAAGUACAUCUUGAGUUACUCUUGUGUGCAGCACAUGCCAGGCUCUGACCCAGAGGGACAUUUUGAUGCAGAAAGACUUGCUGGUUGUGGUGUUGCUGCUGGGGACUGUUUCCUUUCAGUGUUCUCCAUUGUGAUAUUGGAAAUAGUUCUUGCUGACAGCAAAACUGCUCCCAUGCUGCACUGCAGAUGGGUUGGGGUCCCUCUUCUUUCUGUUGUUUCAGUGCUUCUACAGAUUGGCCAUUUCCAAAACUCAUUCUGGAUCCCAAGGUGUAAGCAGGUGGCUCAGCCUCAGCACAGCUCAGGGAGGUAGCACCAUGGGGGUUUCAGCCCUGACCACAGCUACUUGUGGCCCACGGUGACUCAGAGCAUCCACUGUGCUUGUGGAGGCUUUAGACCAGGACAAUUAAUUAUCUCCGAGUCAGCUGAGCUGACUGCAAAGUUCAACCAUCCAACCUAAUGCAGACUGCAAGACUGCAACCUUACCAACCUGUAUCAAGCAAAGGUUAUUAACCACUAACCACACCAGUGUUAAAAGGAAGGGGUUCAAAUGAACUGGGCUCAGCACACGCAGCUCAGAAGCUGACCAAGGAAGUCCUCCUGGCUCAGGGGGGCUCUGGGUUGCUCAGCUCAUAAUAGGGGAUGAAUACCAGGAAGAGAGACUGAGACUGGACAUGCCACAAGCAAAGGGGAGGAAGGAUGGAGGACUUCUCCCAGGGCACAUUUGUUCACAGAGACCCAGCAUGAGCUGCAGAAGGGAGUUGGUGUUGCUGUCUCUUGUGUUAUUAGGAGUCUUGUGUUAUUUGGCAUUUUGCUAAGGCCUGUGGCUGCAGAUUAAGAUGUUAUCCAAGCCUCUCAGUUUUGCUUAAAAGCCCAGAAUAGGUCCUGGUCCUGGCUGGGUACCAAGGAAAGUUUACAAAACCGACUCAAAUGUGUUCUUAAAGCUUCAGACUUGGGAGGAAAUAAAAUUCUC